Leptonychotes weddellii (Weddell seal) is the source of this 3656-nucleotide messenger RNA. It is a transcript of the gene NUDT12, whose product is annotated as nudix hydrolase 12. NCBI's taxonomy places the organism in Eukaryota, Metazoa, Chordata, Mammalia, Carnivora, Phocidae. Gene Ontology annotation, cellular component: cytosol; peroxisome. Gene Ontology annotation, biological process: NADP+ catabolic process; NAD+ catabolic process. The record is from RefSeq and is a predicted model, not a curated record. Gene Ontology annotation, molecular function: metal ion binding; NADH pyrophosphatase activity; protein binding.
CUGAAUCCGGCGCCGGGAAGAGUGAGAGUGGGGUUUCCGGGUCUUGCGUCUAUAUCCUGCUUUUCUCUACUCUGGUCGCCUUUGGCUUAGUAACAGCAACGACUGGUUAGUCGGCCCCGUGCCCUCCCUGGGUUGGGUGACCAGUUCUCAGUGUUUUUGAUCUCAGCGCUGUUGGCCUGGCCAUGCUGGGUUGUUUGGCUCAGCCUCCGGAUGCGGAAGAAUGUCUUCUAUAAAAAGAAGCCCAAAGCAAGAAAUAAUUUCCCAGCUUCACCUUUCAGCUGCAGAAGGAGAUAUUGCCAGGUUAACAGUAAUCCUCAGUCAUUCUCCAUCUCUUCUCAAUGAAACUUCUGAAAAUGGAUGGACUGCUUUAAUGUAUGCUGCAAGGAAUGGGCACCCAGAUGUUGUCCAACUUCUACUUGAGAAAGGGUGUGACAGAUCCAUUGUCAAUAAAUCAAGGCAGACUGCACUGGAUAUUGCUAAAUUUUGGGGUUAUAAGCAUAUAACUAACUUACUAGCUAAUGCUAAAGGUGGGAUGAAGCCUUGGUUCCUAACUAAUGAAGUGGAAGAAUGUGAAAAUUAUUUUAGCAAAACACUAUUAGACCGAAAAAGUGAAAAAAGAAAUAAUUCUGACUGGCUACUAGCUAAAGAAAGCCAUCCAGCCACAGUUUAUAUCCUUUUCUCAGAUUUAAAUCCCCUAGUUACUCUAGGUGGCAAUAAAGAAAGUUUCCAACAGCCAGAAGUCAGGCUUUGUCAGCUGAACUACACAGAUAUAAAAAAUUAUUUGGCUCAGCGUGAAAAGAUCACCUUGGUUUUUCUUGGAGUAGAACUUGAAAUGAAGAAAGAGUCUUUGAAUUAUACUGGAGAAGUCCCAAGAGAAGAAGAAGAUGGGUUGGUUGCCUGGUUUGCUCUAGGUAUAGAUCCUGUUGCUGCCGAAGAAUUUAAGCAAAGACAUGAAAAUUGUUAUUUUCUUCAUCCUCCAAUGCCUGCUCUUCUGCAAUUGAAAGAAAAAGAAGCUGGGGUUGUAGCUCAAGCAAGAUCUGUUCUUGCCUGGCACAGUCGAUAUAAGUUCUGCCCAACCUGUGGAAGUGCGACUAAAAUUGAAGAAGGUGGCUACAAAAGAGUAUGCUUAAAAGAAGACUGUCCUAGCCUCCAUGGUGUUCACAAUACAUCAUAUCCAAGAGUUGAUCCAGUUGUAAUCAUGCAAGUUAUUCAUCCAGAUGGGACCAAAUGUCUUUUAGGCAGGCAGAAAAGAUUUCCCCCAGGCAUGUUUACUUGCCUUGCUGGAUUUAUUGAACCUGGAGAGACAAUAGAAGAUGCUGUUCGGAGAGAAGUAGAAGAGGAAAGUGGAGUCAAAGUUGGCCAUGUUCAGUAUGUCUCUUGUCAGCCAUGGCCAAUGCCCUCCUCCUUAAUGAUUGGUUGCUUAGCUGUGGCAGUGUCUACAGAAAUUAAAGUUGACAAGAAUGAAAUAGAGGAUGCCCGCUGGUUCACUAGAGAACAGGUUGUGGAUGUUCUGACCAAAGGGAAGCAGCAGGCAUUCUUUGUGCCACCAAGCCGAGCUAUUGCCCAUCAGUUAAUCAAACACUGGAUUGGAAUGAACCCCAAUCUCUAAAUCAAAUAACUAGACUUUGAGUAUUAAUUGAAUUCUAAUAACUUAUUCCUCAAGUGAGAUUAGAAAUAUUUAGUGCUCUUUGGAAUGUCACAACACAAAAUAUCAUAUUAGGUUUCAGAAAUAUUUUCAACAUGUACUUUCCAUCUUAACCAUAGAACUUGUGUUUUUAUAAAUUACAAGACUGCCUCAGAUUUUGUUAAAAUCCAAGUCAGCCUCUCCAAAUACUUUUUUGGUUGUGCUCCACAAUUCUAUCUCACAAAACCAUAUUUCUAAUAAGAAAAAUCAUGUUGUAAAGACGUAUAUUCUAAAAAUGUAAACAAACAAAACAAUGUAAACAAACCUAAAUUCCACUGCCUCUUUUAAGCAUUAGACCAAUCACUAAAGUUCUAUUCUUGAGAAACCAGGCAGAAUAAUUUUAAUUACUUUUAAGCUUCAUUUCCAGUCUUUUCAUGACCAUAAAGGUUCUUUCAGGCAUCAGUAGCUGAUUUUUGCUCACUUCGCAUUGUAUUCCACUUUUUUCUCCUGGUUUCAUUGUUCUAGCAGUGGUGCUGUUAUAGUCCUGCCACUCGUCUGUUUUGAUCAGUGUUAAGAAUUUUCUACUUUAACAACUUUGCUGAUGAUCAGAAUACCAUGACUUCAUGAAAGGAGAGUUUAAAUGAGAGCAUACCACUAUGAAUGGGACCUCCUCCUUAAACCUAAAAUCAAUUAAUACGUAUAAUUAUCUGUUACACUCAGAAGUUGUUCUUAAGAAAAAUCAAAACUCUGCUUUUUCACUGAAAUUAAAGGUAUUUGAAAGGAAUUCUCCUCAAAGAUCAGAUGUUAAAUAUUUCCCAGAUAGAUUUACAUAUUCAGUAAAAACACUGGCUUUAUGUCAUUUUGUGAUAAGGGAUUUAUCUGCAUUUGCAAAAAGUUAUGUAAUCAUUACUAAUUAUAUUUAUUAAACUCAAAUGCAGUAUUUUGAUUUUGGCCUUAUUUUAACACAUCCUAAGAAGUCUUUAUAAAAUAAGUAUAUCUUAGAACUGAAUCAGUAAGAUUCAGAGAAAAGUAAAUUGUAGUAAUUCACAGUUUUACAAUAUAGAACUGUCGUAUUUUAUAAGGCUGUUUUGAAAUUGUUUUAAAAGUCUGUAAAUGUAUAAAUUUAUAUAAUUUGGCUCUUUAUUAUUUUAUGUUAGAACUGGAAGAGACCUUAAGGAUAAUAUAUGUAGUUUAGUGACCUUCUCUUAUAGAUAAGGAAAAAGAAAUCCUGAGAGGUGAAUUUAAUUAAUCCAUUAAAGUUGAGUCAAUUAAUUAAUCGAUGAAAGUUACACAAUUACAACUUACCAGUUCAUAAAAUUAGUUGUAAUUAUAGUUAAAAACUUAAUUUUAACAAUAUAGCCUAGUGCAGGACUCUCCCUCUAAUAGGAAGUAGAAACUACUACUAAAAAUAUAGGUAGAAUAAAUUAAAGUAGCGAUGAUAAGAAUAAAUUUAAUUUACCAAUACUGUUAAUUAAAAUUUUAGAUACUAAAAUCUAACUUAAAUAUGAUAAUCCUCUUAGAUAAAACUUUAUUUUACUAAUAAACAGUGAUUUUCUUAGUAACUGGUGAAAGCUUAUUGGUAUCAGGUCUUUAGACAAAAUUGACUUACAUUGGACAUUUAGAUACAUAAUAAAAUUUUAACUACAUAAGUACAUAGAAAAUUAUGUGCCUUGAUUAUUAUGAAGUAUGAUGACUUGAGGUUCAGUUUUACUCCAAAUUUACUUAGAGAUUCUAAGAUUACAUCAUAAAGUUCCAGGUUUCCAUUUUCAGAUAACAAAGUGAAAUAUAAAAUAUCAACAAAAUGUAGUUAUAAAUUUAGUUUUGGAUAUUUAAUCCUAUUCUCAGGAAAAUCAGUAAGUAAAUUAUUGUUGUUAAUAAUCAUUCUUAACAUUGCUAACCUCUGAGAGGUGAAUAGCUACAUGUAAAUAGAAGGAAUAGCAAAGAAAUUUUAGAGGUCAAGUGCCAUGAAUGUAUUCUAAUGGAAGUGAAGGUAACAAUAUAUUAAAAUAUCUAUUUUCUGUUUUGUGUGUUA